AUGAGCGAAGCAGCGGUCCAACACGUCGAUGUGGCCAUCAUUGGCGCAGGUUGGUAUGGCCUCGUGGCAGCCAGAACCUAUCUUCGCCUGCGGCCUGAUAUCAAUCUUCUCAUUGUCGAUUCGGACUCCACAGUCGGCGGUGUUUGGAGCAAGGAGAGGCUGUAUCCCAAUCUAGUGGCACAAGUCAAGCUCGGGCUUUUCAACUACUCCGAUACCCCCAUGCAGCCCUAUGGCGGAGACAAGAAUGACCCCAGAGUAACCGGAGACAUGAUUCACGAUUAUCUGCAUACCUACGCGGAAGAACACGAUCUCUUGCGUCGCAUCAGGUUCAAAACUUUCGUGACGAAUGCUUCGCAAACAACCAGCGGCGGAUGGCGUCUCAAACUUGACAAAUCCGAUCAUGUCAUCGAGGCCGCAAAACUUCUGGUAGCCACCGGAGUCACGUCUAUUCCGUUCACCCCCGAGCUUCGCCAGUCGGGCGACGCUAUUCCCCGCGUCCAUUCUCGAAGCCUGGGCACAUCAUUCAGUGCCAUUCAAGACCCGGCAGUCCAGUCUGUGGUUGUAGUCGGCGCUGCGAAGUCGGCUUACGAUGCUGUUUAUCUCCUGCUAAAGAUGGGCAAGGAUGUGACCUGGGUGAUCCGGUCCGAAGGAGCAGGGCCUUUAGCAAUUCUCCCUUUCGAGAUCCUGGACACGGUAAACGCCAUCGCCUUUGCGUCGACGCGACUCAUGACGUAUCUGAGUCCUUCUAUUCUUAAUGCUGACGGAGCUAUGGCUCGGUUGUUCCAAGGGACAUGGCUGGGACGGUGGUGUGUUGGACGAUUCUGGGACUUUCUGGAUCUCGUAAGCCAGAGGCAUGCUGGCUACGGCGCGGGCGACCACGUUGAAAUGCUCAAGCCUGAAAUCGAGAGACAAGGUGUAUUCUGGGCCCAUUCCGGCCUGGGCGUUGUUACUCUGCCAGACUUCUGGCCGACACUUCACAGCAAACGGCUCACUGUGGUCCGGGACGAGCUCGCCGAGACAAAGGACAAGACCGUUCUUCUCAAGUCAGGAAACACUAUAGAGGCUGACUACAUCAUUUCGUGCACAGGUUGGGGAGAUCAUUUCGGUAUGUUCGACCUGCACCAUAAAUCCAAGAUCGGACUCCCGCACCCUCCAUCUGAGGCCCUGGAUGGGAGUGGCAUCGUGGACUGGAAUCUUUAUGACGCGGCGGCGGACGAAGAGGUCAACAUCAAGCUGCCAUUUCUGGCCAAUCCGCCGGCUCUGGCUUUCGAAAAACCACUGUCCUCUGCGCACCAAAAGAAAUGGCGACUUUACCGACGCGUGGUGCCAGUGGGAAUGGGCGAUAGCGGCGACAGAUCUGUUGCUAUCUUGGGACAAAUUCACACUGUACAGACGCCUCUCGUGUCCGAGGUGCAAUCUCUUUGGGCCAUCUUGUACUUGGAGGGCGAUAUAGACCUCCCAGACACGAAGGUCAUGGCGAAAGAGGUGUCUUUGUGGAACGCCUGGACGCGCAAGCGAUACCUCGGCCAGGGCCAAAAGUUCCCUUACUCGCUCUACGACUUUCUCCCUUACGUCGAUGUGCUCUUCAAAGAUUUAGGGCUCUGCAGCCGCCGCAAGUCCAACUGGGUGUCGGAAUUUCUUAGUCCCUAUCGGCCGGAGGACUUUGGUGGAUUUGUUGACGAAUAUCUCGCCAACAGGAAGAUGGAAAAUAACCGCGAUUCCUAA
Molecule: messenger RNA, 1725 nt
Organism: Colletotrichum truncatum
Lineage: Eukaryota; Fungi; Ascomycota; Sordariomycetes; Glomerellales; Glomerellaceae
Product: cofactor FMO1 FAD enzyme
Source: RefSeq, a predicted model, not a curated record